Messenger RNA from Orbilia oligospora ATCC 24927, 1956 nucleotides. RefSeq lists its product as uncharacterized. NCBI's taxonomy places the organism in Eukaryota, Fungi, Ascomycota, Orbiliomycetes, Orbiliales, Orbiliaceae. Bases 1 to 1956 code for a protein of 651 amino acids. Gene Ontology annotation, biological process: fatty acid metabolic process. The transcript has 4 exons. The record is from RefSeq and is a predicted model, not a curated record. Gene Ontology annotation, molecular function: medium-chain fatty acid-CoA ligase activity.
AUGGACCACUCGGACUAUCCGGCAGUAACCGAACGACAUGAUUUUGACACAAAUGAAUCGAGGAGUUAUAGUUAUCGAAAGCUUGGGACAGAUGUUUAUGGGACUAGGAGGAAUUGGUUGAAGAUUCCAGAGAUUGAAACGAAGUUUAGGGGAUUUGAUAUCGAAAGGGGGUUUAGCGUCGGUUUGAUGGCAGAUCGAAGCUAUGAGUUUGUAGGUGGGCUUUCUUUCGGUUUUAUUCCUUCCAGUGGCGGUGGUGGUGGUAGAUUGGGAAUCAACCUUCUCACAUUAUUCUCCAUGGGCAUCCGCCCCGUCCUGAUCUCUAAUACCUCCAAACCAGCUGAAAUCUCAAAUCUUAUGGAAACCGCAAAGACAGAGUUCCUCAUCCCCCCUUCCAAAUUCUUCAAACAUCAGCAAUGGAUUCAAAACUUCAUCAAAGACCAUCCAGAAUACAAACUCUUCGCAAACGAUGAAUUGGAAUCAUGGAAGGAUUUAAGACCCUUAGGUGAAAAUCAACUAUCACAAGAAUACUUGCUAGAAAUUCCCAAAACAAAGCAAGGAACAAUCUUAUUCACGUCCGGCACAACCGGGAACCCCAAAGCAGUCUUCACCGAUGCCUCCUCCAUCUCCCAACAAUGUACCUCCCUCCGCAAUCUCUGGGAAUACACCGAAGAAGACCGUCUCCUCCACGUCCUCCCAACCCACCACAUCCACGGUCUCUCAAACUGCCUUCUUACCCCCCUAACCGCCGGCAGCGCAAUAGAAUUCAUCUCCCAACCCUUCAACGCCCACAAAGUCCUCCACCGAAUCUCCCAACCCCCAUCAGUAGACUUUCCACCAAUAACAAUGUUCCACGGCGUUCCAACAAUGUAUUCAGCCUUCAUCUCAGCCUACGAGUCCUACGACUCCUUCCAAAAGGAAAAAGUAGCAAAGGGUUUAAAGGGACUUAGAGUAGCCGUCUGUGGAUCAGCUGCAUUACCUGUCCCCAUCGCUAAAAAAUGGGAAGAAAUAACGGGGACUCUACCAUUAGAGCGAUAUGGCAUGACAGAAACCGGAAUGGUAUUCUCGAACUCCCUUGAUCCAUCACUCCGAAAACUCGGUUCAGUGGGUUAUCCGAUGCCAGGUGUUCACGCACAUCUAGUCGACCCUAAUGAUCGAUUAAUAAUGGUCUCCAACGUCCCCGGGAAAUUGGUCGUUCGUUGGCACAGCGAAAGUCAAUUAUUUCAUAAAUAUUGGAACGAUAUAAAGGCUACUAAUAGAGCCAGGGUAAAACCUGAACAGGUCGCCCCACAAGCGAUACAAAAAAUUGAAGAUGGGAAGGUAGUCAUGAAGACUAUGAAGUUGAAAAGGGGGGAUAAACCGGUUAGACAGAAGGUUAAGGAUCAUUGGUUUAGAACGGGGGAUAUGGCGAUUAGAGGGGAUGAUGGGGAGUAUUAUAUGUUGGGGAGGGAGAGUGUGGAUAUCCUAAAAGUAGCAGGCCACCUAACCUCCGCCCUCGAAAUCGAGCGAGAAAUCCUAACUCUCCCCGAAAUCUCAGAAGUCGCAGUCGUCGGUGUCAAAUCCCAAAAAUUUGGUGAUAUCCCCCAUGCCAUAAUAGCUCUAAAACCCGAAUAUGCAACAAAAUUAAACUCCACUGCGGGCAAAGAAGCGGAAGGGAAAGAGUAUAAAAGGGAAUUCAUAAACAGUCUAAGAAAAAGAAUGAGAGAAAAAUUAAGUGAAGAGAAGUUACCAAGACGAUGGAUUAUUACGGAUGCUAUACCUAGAAAUGCCAUGGGGAAAGUUAAUAAGAAACUGUUAUUGGCUGAUGAGAGGUUUUUUCCAAAGGGUAAUAACGUUGAAGGAACUGCGGGAUUGGAUGGGGCUUCUAGCUCAGAUAUCGUGGAGGAGGUUAAUGAAGCGGUUGAGCCUGAGGAGGGACAGCGUGAUCAUGAGGAUACUGAGCCAGAGGCAAAACAGUAG